Molecule: messenger RNA, 4368 nt
Organism: Marmota monax (woodchuck)
Lineage: Eukaryota; Metazoa; Chordata; Mammalia; Rodentia; Sciuridae
Gene: Znf385d
Product: zinc finger protein 385D
Exons: 9
Coding region: 110-1600 (496 amino acids)
Cellular component (GO): nucleus
Molecular function (GO): nucleic acid binding; zinc ion binding
Source: RefSeq, a predicted model, not a curated record
CAUUCUCCGCGGCCGCUGCUCACGGCUGGCGGCGACCAUCGCCGCCGAAGCUACCGGCAGGCAGCCGUAGGUCCCCGGGACAGACAGCCCCGGAGGCUGCUCCUCCCGGAUGCCAGGGCCAGGGCGCCGGGUGGCGAGCAGCAGGAGGAUGAAGAGCUCAGCGGGAGGAAGGAGAGAAAAGCUCUUGGGGAUGCCUAAAGCUGAGCCCAGCCACGAUUUCACAUGUGCACAAGAUGGGGAAAGUGAGACUGAGUUCAUACCUGAUGACUUUGAAGAAAAAUCAGAAAGAGAAAAGAAACAUACCAACUUCACUUUGUGCAACGUGUGUAACAUUCAGCUGAAUUCCGCCGCUCAAGCACAAAUCCACUACAAUGGCAAAUCACAUCAGAAGAGAUUGAAGCAACUCAGCAAUGGGAUGCUGAAAAACGACAAUGGUGGUACAUGCCAGAGUCCUGCUCUCCCAGCCCUGGUCCGUCCACCAGCCCCUCCUUUGCAACCAUCGCUGGAUAUUAAACCAUUUCUUCCCUUUCCUCUUGACACUGCGGCUGCAGUCAACCUCUUCCCCAAUUUUAAUGCAAUGGACCCGAUUCAGAAAGCUGUAAUAAAUCAUACAUUCGGGGUUCCUCUUCCUCAUCGAAGAAAGCAAAUCAUAUCAUGCAACAUUUGCCAGUUGAGAUUUAAUUCCGAUAGCCAGGCUGCGGCCCACUACAAAGGCACGAAACAUGCCAAGAAGCUCAAAGCACUGGAAGCCAUGAAAAAUAAGCAGAAAUCUGUAACUGCCAAGGACAGCGCAAAGACUACCUUCACCACCAUCACUACCAAUACCAUCAAUACCAGCUCUGACAAAACAGACAGUACUGCAGGGACACCAGCAAUAUCAACGUCGACAAGUGUGGAAAUCCGCAAAAGCAGUGUUAUGACACCUGAGAUCACCUCUAAAGUGGAGAAGAGCCCCAUGACAGCCACUGGCAACAGCUCGUGUCCUACUACGGAGACUGAGGAAGAAAAGGCAAAACGGCUUCUUUACUGUUCCCUAUGCAAGGUCGCUGUCAACUCCGCCUCACAGCUGGAGGCGCACAACAGUGGUACUAAGCACAAAACCAUGCUAGAAGCCCGAAAUGGAAGUGGGACUAUCAAAGCCUUUCCUCGGGCAGGAGUGAAAGGCAAAGGACCUGUCAAUAAGGGAAACACAGGACUCCAGAACAAAACGUUUCACUGUGAAAUCUGUGAUGUGCAUGUCAACUCAGAAACACAACUUAAACAGCACAUUAGCAGUAGAAGGCACAAAGACAGAGCUGCUGGGAAGCCCCCCAAACCGAAAUACAGUCCUUACAACAAACUACAAAAGACAGCACAUCCGCUGGGGGUGAAAUUAGUAUUUUCAAAAGAACCUUCAAAGCCAUUGGCUCCCAGAAUUCUACCCAAUCCCCUGGCAGCUGCAGCAGCUGCUGCAGCUGUGGCAGUGAAUUCUCCCUUCAGUCUCCGAACUACUCCAGCAGCCACGCUGUUUCAGACCUCUGCACUCCCUCCAGCACUCCUGCGGCCAGCGCCAGGACCCAUUCGGACCACCCACACUCCUGUGCUGUUUGCUCCCUACUGAAUUCCAAACAGGAGUCAUUGUACUGCAAUAAUUUUUCAAAAAACAAAAACAAAAAAAAAAAACAAAAAAAAGUAAAACAAAAGAGAACUAUGCAGUGUUUAUUUAUAGUUUAAAGUAUAUCUGAAGAGCCAGGACUUUUGAUAGUGAAAUGAAAAGAUUAUUAAAAAAAAAAAAAACAGGGUGGGAGGGGUUUGGGGGGAGGGAGGGUGCGGUAUCUUCUCCAAAUUAAAGCAUUCCUCUUGAACAUUGAUUGUUUUAGAAGUGAUCUCCAGCAUUGACUUGUAGUGGUAUCUAGAACUUCUGAAGCCUCUGUGACUGUGCUUUUGGGCACCCAUUUCCCCUGCAUUGUCUUCUCUGCUUUACGAAACAACUAUACAUUGUCUAAGGGCAUUAACUGGUUCCAAUGUAUAUAUAAUAAUUUACUCUGUAGAUUAAAAUAAUAUGAAAAAAAAGAAAAAAAAAACAUAAAAAACAAAAGCAACACUGUGAAUAGUAGUACCCCGUGCUGGUCCUCUUGCUAUGACAGCAGUUACUGGGUAUUUAUCCCAACAAAAGUAGAUACAGUAGAUGUCUUGUAAAACAAUAGUGCUGUGUCUCAAUCUAUGCCAUUAGGUUCUAAAGAAUCGCAAAAGGUAGAACGAACAACUAUUUCAUACCAGUAAGCAGUAAAACAAUAAACACCAGAUGGUGUCAAAGGGGCCUCUCUGGUUAGCAUUUUCCCCCACACCUCUCCAGCGUGGAGUUAGAACAGGGCUAUGCUUAGAGGUGGGAAAGGCAUUCAUAAUGAUAAAUUUUUUUACCAAACACUAAUUCCCCACCCUGAAGAGGUAUUGCUGGAAACAGGGAAGCAUGUGUAGUGAGUCUUUGUCUGAACACAGAUAAACCCAUGUAUCAUGGGUGUUUAGAAAGAAAUCAGUACAACUAUUCAGUUUCAAGGACAAGGAGCAAUCUCAACCUCAGAUAAUAAUGCUAAGUCUUUCAUGUUAGUGCAUAAUCUGAUAAAAAACAGAGAAUAUUGCAUCUCUGCAAUAUCCCCUUUAUAUCAUACCAGUAGGGUUGUCUCAAAGAUUUCUCUCUUCUUUAAGUAUUGAUGGUAGAAUUAAGCAUUAGCUAAUGUUAUGGGUUUAUUAUUGUUUUUUAGAUUUCCUACUGAGAUGAUAUAAACUAUUAAUAUAUAUUUAAAUGUUAGUAACAACAAUAAAAAUGAGUCUGACUUAAUUGCACAAUGAUGACGUGAUGUUAAAAAAUACUGGUAAGUUCCACUAGACCAUCAUUUCUCCAGUGGAGUUGUGAAAUUCUGAUAGCCUUUGAGAUUCACCAUAAAGCUGAAAGAAGUUGAUGUUUUACCUUUAAAACAAGAUUUAUCAGGGGUAUAUAUAAAUAUAUGUAUAUUGUAUAUAUGUUAGAAAGAUUAAGAGAAUAACUUAUAAAAAGAAAAUCUAUAUAAAAUAAUUCUAUAACCAUUCAGUGUUACAUGUUAUCAUUAAAUUGGUAACAAAUGGCAUAAAAUAGCUGUGCCUUUAAUUUGUGAUAAAGGCUAUUUGCUUUUUCCCAUAGAAAGCUGACAUAUACCUAUCAAUAUGGUGGGAUUUGAUGCAGCCAGUCUGUUGCAUUGAGAAGAACAAUGGCACUCAAUCUUAGAGCAAGGACAAAACAUGUACAAAUCAAUCCUAUGUGAUUUAGAGAAAAAAAAAUUAUUUUUGGAAAGGUUUUGUAAAGACUAUUUAAAAAUAUAGGGAAGGGCUGGGUGUGGCCUUCUUAAAACUGCUCUUAUCUAAACUAGUAACCUUUAGAGAGAGGUAUAAAGAAUCAACAUGAAACCAUUGGAAAGAUAGGUAUUUAUCAUUUGUCAUUUUAUAUUUAAAAACAUCCAUUAGUGUUCUUGGUGCUCAACAUUAAACAUGGUCUUUGGAGUACAUCUCCAUUAUCUAGCUAUAGAAAUUUGUCAUCUAAGUGUGUCUUUAAAGCUGUUGUUAUAUAUUAUUUUGUUAAACAACCAAAUGAAACAAAAAAAAAGAAGGAAGGACAGGGAAUAAGAAAAUGUACUCCAUCAGUCUUCUGGUAAAGAGAAUUUCAAGCCAUGCCUCUCUGAUUAAACAUAUUGGAUAGCGUUAAAUUUGUUUUUGCAAGUAUCUGGUGAUUUUGCAUUUACCACUAUCUCUACUGUAGUUUUAUAGCAAGUGUUUUUUUUUUUGUUUUGUUUUGUUUUUUGCCUAGAGACUCUGCUAAUUCAGCCAGGUGAACAGUUAGUUACUCACGAGUUUUGUUAAUUUGGGCUCUGUGUCUCCCCUAUGUGACCUGCUUCUAACCGUCCUGGACUUUGGUCUCCUUUCUCUGCUCUGUCAAAUAUUUUGAUCUUUCCUAACAUGAUGCUGAAUCUCGAUACAACUAUCUUUAUAUCUGAUAAGGCCUCUCUUUCUGUUGGAGAAUUUGAUGUUAAUCAAAGCCGUCUUACUAUAUAAUGUGCUUUUGCUGUUCUUCCCCAUUUUCACCAAAGUGAAUAAGCCAGUCCACUAGAAGUCAGGGCCUGUGGGAUACACAGAGUCCUGGGUUAUCGAGUGUCACUAACUUCAAUGAUUUGCUGGGAACAAACAAAUCAGCCAUAUUUUUCUCCAUCAGCCAUAUGAGAAAACUCAGAAAUACCUGGAUCCCUUCUGCCUCUCUUCGCCAUGGAACCAUUUUUGUUUAAAUGGUCUCUUAAAUUGGAGUUGUAACCAUCAGUUGUCUUUUAUUCACUACCUAAUAAAGGAUGAAGCCUAAACAUAGAA